UUUUUAAAAAUGAAUAAUAAUAAUUCAACCCCUACACCCACUAGUACAUCAACCAUUGAUGAAAUUGAAAUGCUAGAAGAGCCAUUAAAUAUUUCAGAAUAUUAUGAGGGUGUUAGUGUAUUGAUAACAGGCGCUAGCGGCUUUUUAGGCAAAGUGUUGCUGGAAAAGUUGGUUUUCUCCCAACCCAAACUAAAUAAAAUAUAUUUGCUUCUACGCCCGUUGAAUGGUGAAGCACCGCAUUUAAGACUGUCAAAAAUACUUGAAAGUCCAUUGUUUAGCCGAAUACGUUGCAAGGAUGAGAAUAGACUUGAAAGAAUGCUUGUGCCUAUAUGUGGGGAUUUAAUGCAAGAAGAUUUGGGGAUUAGUUGUGAAGAUCAAGAAACGCUAGCUAAUGAAGUUUCUAUUGUUUUUCACUGUGCAGCAACGGUAAAAUUUGAUGAAGCAUUGCGUGCUUCUAUUCAAAUGAAUGUAAUAGGAACUCAGCGAUUGACUGCGCUUUGUAGACGAAUGAAGCAUCUUAGAGCAUUUGUCCACACAUCAACAGCAUAUGCUAAUUGUAAUAAAGAAUAUACUUCGGAACAUAUUUAUGAACCUUGUGUUAAUGCUUCUAAAUUAGUUGAAGCAGCAAGUAGUUGGAUGAAUGAAAAAAUGCUUGAUUCCCUUUCUGCUCAAUUACUUGAUAAUCGCCCAAAUACUUAUACUUUUGCUAAAGCGUUAGCAGAGAGUCAGUUGCUAGAACAACAAAAACAAUUUCCUUCCCUCCCAAUAAUAAUUAUUCGCCCUUCCAUUGUUGGUGCUAUAUGGAAGGAACCUCUUCCCGGAUGGAUUGAUAAUGUUAACGGACCCACAGGGAUAUUUAUUGGAGUUGGGAAAGGGUUAUUAACUGAUAUGUGUGGAAAUGUGGAUAUAAAAACAGAUAUUAUUCCCGUUGAUAUAGUUGCUAAUAUGUUGAUUGCUGCUGCUGUUUAUAGAGCUAAAAUGCCGAAUAAUAAAGAAAAUAAUGAAAAAACAACGACAAUACCAAUAAUACAUUGUACUUCAGGCGAAUUAAAUCCGUUAAAGUGGAGAAGAAUUGUAAACUAUUUGGAGCAGUUUUUCCACGCAUAUCCUUUUGAUCAGUGCUACAGGGUUCCUUCAACACAAUUUCAUCGUCAAAGAAAAAUAUUUUUGAUAAAUUUUUAUUUGAAACACUAUUUAAUUGCCCAGGCUGCCGAUCGUGCCUUUAAAUUAGUUGGAAAGAGACCAAAAUUUUUUAAAAUAUACAACAAAAUAUGGAGGAUGAUGGAAACUUUGCAUUAUUUUACUACACGUGAAUGGACUUUUGAAUCGAAAAAUGCUGUUAAGUUGUGGAAUGGAAUGAGCAUGGAGGAUAAGAAGUUGUACAACUUUGAUAUUCGCAAAGUUGAUUGGGAUACCUAUUUAUUCAACUAUUUAAUGGGGAUUAAGAUUUAUAUGUUAAAAGAACGCCUGGAAAAUUUACCAAAAGCGCAAGCGGCACUUUCUUGGUUAAGGCAAUUUAAUUUUUAUUCUACUGGACUUUGUCUUGCUUUAAUAUUACGCUUCACAAUAUGGCGUCGACAGAAAAGGCAUAAAUGGAUCCCUUGGUUUACUGGAUUUUUCCUCUCCUAUUUUUACCAAAACUAUAAUAUUCUAAGGAGACCAUCUGCAGAUUUAAUUCCACUAGAAGAAUAUAAACGUCAAUCUAUCCCACAUUAUUUGGAGAAAUUUUCAUAA
Molecule: messenger RNA, 1734 nt
Organism: Meloidogyne enterolobii
Lineage: Eukaryota; Metazoa; Nematoda; Chromadorea; Rhabditida; Meloidogynidae
Source: the annotation of a GenBank genome assembly